ACCAAACGCAAAAAGAAAUCGCUAAAUCGCUUGACUAACGAUUAUUGAGACCAUUAUUAACCAUUCUCAGCAGGCCCCGGCUUGCUUAACAGAGUUCAUACAGCAAAACGGGGAGUGGAAAGUGCGCGUGUUCAGCCACAUCGUUCGCUCCGCAAAGCCCAAUUUCGAAAGGUUUACAAAGAGUUUCUACUCUUCAAAUGGCCGACAGCAAGAAUGAGGAUUUGGCAACCGCCAUCCUGAAGCGCAAGGAUCGGCCGAACCGAUUGAUCGUCGAUGAAGCCGCCAACGAUGAUAAUUCGGUUAUUUCAUUGUCACAGGCAAAAAUGGAUGAACUGGAGUUGUUCCGGGGCGAUACCGUACUGUUGAAAGGCAAGCGGCGCAAGGAAACGGUUUGCAUCGUGCUGUCGGAUGAAAACUGUCCCGACGAGAAGAUUCGCAUGAACCGUGUUGUGCGUAACAACCUGCGCGUCUGGCUCGGCGACGUGGUGAUGAUUCAAUCUUGCCCGGACGUAAAGUAUGGCAAGAGAGUCCACAUCCUACCGAUCGACGAUACGGUCGAGGGACUGACCGGUAACAUGUUCGAUGUUUUCCUGAAGCCAUACUUCCUCGAGGCGUACCGUCCGAUCCACAAGGAUGACACGUUCAUCGUGCGUGGUGGUAUGAGAGCGGUGGAGUUCAAGGUGGUCGGGGCCGAUCCGGCACCGUACUGUAUCGUCGCACCGGAAACGGUUAUCCAUUGCGAGGGCAAUCCGAUUAAGCGCGAAGAGGAAGAGGAAACGCUGAACGCUGUGGGAUAUGAUGAUAUUGGCGGUUGCCGGAAGCAGCUGGCACAGAUUAAGGAGAUGGUUGAGUUGCCUCUGCGCCAUCCGUCGCUGUUCAAAGCCAUCGGCGUGAAACCUCCGCGUGGUAUUCUCAUGUACGGUCCGCCUGGUACGGGUAAAACACUGAUUGCCCGGGCUGUGGCCAACGAAACUGGCGCGUUCUUCUUUUUGAUUAACGGGCCCGAGAUCAUGUCGAAACUGGCAGGCGAGUCGGAGUCCAACCUGCGGAAGGCGUUCGAGGAGGCUGAGAAGAACUCGCCCGCGAUCAUCUUCAUCGACGAGAUCGAUGCGAUUGCUCCGAAGCGUGAGAAAACGCACGGUGAGGUGGAACGUCGCAUCGUGUCUCAGCUACUUACGCUGAUGGACGGCAUGAAGAAGAGUUCGCACGUGAUCGUGAUGGCCGCGACCAAUAGACCGAACUCGAUCGACCCGGCGUUGCGUCGUUUCGGGCGCUUCGAUCGUGAAAUCGACAUCGGCAUUCCGGACGCGACCGGCCGACUGGAGGUGCUACGUAUUCACACGAAAAACAUGAAGCUUGCCGAAGAUGUCGACCUCGAGCAGAUUGCUGCUGAGUCACACGGUCACGUCGGGGCUGAUUUGGCUUCGCUCUGCUCGGAGGCUGCUCUGCAGCAAAUCCGCGAAAAGAUGGAUCUGAUCGACUUGGAGGACGACCAGAUCGAUGCCGAGGUGCUGAACUCGCUCGCCGUAUCGAUGGAGAAUUUCCGGUACGCGAUGACCAAGUCGAGCCCAUCAGCGCUGCGCGAAACCGUCGUCGAGGUGCCGAACACAACGUGGACCGACAUUGGUGGGCUGGAGAACGUGAAGCGAGAGCUGCAGGAACUGGUGCAGUACCCCGUCGAACAUCCGGACAAAUUUCUCAAGUUCGGCAUGCAACCAUCGCGCGGCGUGCUGUUCUACGGACCGCCCGGUUGCGGUAAGACGCUGCUCGCCAAAGCCAUCGCCAACGAGUGCCAGGCGAACUUUAUCUCUGUCAAGGGUCCAGAGCUGCUGACGAUGUGGUUCGGCGAAUCGGAGGCAAACGUGCGCGAUAUUUUCGACAAGGCACGGUCGGCCUCACCGUGCGUUCUGUUCUUCGACGAGCUCGACAGCAUCGCGAAAUCGCGUGGUGGCAACGUGGGCGAUGCCGGUGGAGCCGCCGAUCGUGUGAUCAAUCAGAUUCUGACCGAGAUGGAUGGUAUGGGAGCGAAGAAGAAUGUGUUCAUCAUCGGCGCCACUAACCGGCCGGACAUUAUCGAUCCCGCUAUUCUGCGCCCCGGCCGUCUCGAUCAGUUGAUCUACAUUCCGCUGCCGGAUGAGAAGUCGCGCGAAGCGAUCCUUCGUGCCAAUCUGCGCAAAAGCCCCGUGGCCGACGACGUCGAUCUGAACUACGUCGCGAAGGUGACGCAAGGCUUUUCGGGAGCUGAUUUGACGGAAAUUUGUCAGCGUGCCUGUAAGCUCGCGAUCCGUCAGGCGAUUGAGGCGGAGAUUCGACGCGAGCGAGACCGUGCGGCAAACCAGAGUUCGGCGAUGGACAUGGAUGAGGAGGAUCCGGUGCCAGAGAUUACGCGUGAUCAUUUCGAGGAAGCGAUGAAGUUUGCCCGUCGAUCGGUUUCCGACAACGACAUUCGCAAGUAUGAAAUGUUUGCCCAAACGCUGCAACAAUCUCGCGGUUUCGGCACCAACUUCCGGUUCCCCUCCGGCCAGGGUAACAGCAGUGCUCAGGGUCAAGGAUCGUCACAACCGACGAGCAAUAAUCCAGGCGACAAUGGGGACGACGAUCUUUACAGUUAGAUUUUCUAAUAGUUUUUUGCAGCCUUCGUUCGUCUGACCGAACUGAGAGUGGGUUAGCUACUGGUGCUAGGUGGAAACAUCGUUGCUCCGGCCAGCAACCUGCUCUACCGUGAGACUUUUCCAUAGACCACCUACUUCUCCAUCAUUCUAGCCACACAAGUGAAACUUUUCUGUUUUCAUCCUUCUGAGCAAUUCUUUUUUGAUCCAUCCGUUCUCUUUCCGUCUUCGUAAGUUACUUGUAUGGUGUCUUACUGAUCUUGAAUUCCAAUACAAAUUUGAACAACAUACGACGUUUACGCUGUAGUAACAACGAGCGCGAAUCUAAAUUAUCGACGGGUCCAUAGCCUAUCAGCCCGCUGAGUCUGUCUCAAUAGACUGGUUGGUAGCAGCAACGUAUAACGCAAAUACAAUAGAAACUGCGACAUAACGGUCAAUCCUAGGUUUUAUCUGCCCGCGACGCUGAUGGCUUGUCCCAAAAGACUCGACUGAAAAGUAAACGGCUGGACGGCGACUAACUGAAAUGCGUUUUUGCUUGUUUUCUACCGUGGCAUUCACUCUUUCUUCACACAGUGGUCUUUUCCUUUUCCAUUGUCCGAUUUCUCAUUUCGGGGAAUUAUGUGUAAUCGUAUUUGUCGUAGUAGAAAUAAAUUAUCUUCAUCUUUGUCAUUCAUUUGAGCGAAACUUUACGUGGGGUCCCCUUGUCAAAAAGUGUAACGAAGGAAGAGUUUCUGGAAGGUUUUCUCUUCUGACCGUGUCGCACUCCUGCAAAACGAAGACAAGUAAAAGAGGUGAAGGUGAAGGAACACGGUGUCGAUGAAGAACGCCGCCACAGGCCACUACCCCUCGGUCGGUCUCUACACAGUCCGGCUCUCUUGUGUGUGGAAUAGUUUUCUUAUUCUUUAGGAUGGUAUGAAAAACAAGAUAAAGUAAGCCCGCUGACAUCUUAAAAUUGUAUUUUUACGGGAAACAAAAAUAAAACAUGAGAUGAAGUGAAGUGGAUGAGAAAUAAACCACAAAAAAACUAAAAU
Anopheles bellator is the source of this 3640-nucleotide messenger RNA. It is a transcript of the gene TER94, whose product is annotated as transitional endoplasmic reticulum ATPase TER94. Gene Ontology annotation, cellular component: cytosol; VCP-NPL4-UFD1 AAA ATPase complex; nucleus. The record is from RefSeq and is a predicted model, not a curated record. Gene Ontology annotation, molecular function: ATP binding; polyubiquitin modification-dependent protein binding; ATP hydrolysis activity. The transcript has 5 exons. Gene Ontology annotation, biological process: retrograde protein transport, ER to cytosol; autophagosome maturation; mitotic spindle disassembly. NCBI's taxonomy places the organism in Eukaryota, Metazoa, Arthropoda, Insecta, Diptera, Culicidae. The coding region runs from base 198 to 2612 and encodes 804 amino acids.